AUGCGCUCUUCAGUGAGCUACAUUUUAUCUCACGCGCCUGGAGAAUCUGUAAUGUCUCAUCCAGACUAUGGCCAACAUGCCCAGCACCAUGCUUGCCUCCUGGUGCUGGUGAAAGGUAUAGGUGGCAUGUUGAAAAACUUCAACAAACUGUGGGAAAGGAUUCAAAAAGUAAACAACAUAAAAGUCACUGAUUCUUCUGGACAAGUUCGAGAUAUUUGGGUUAGAUAUGUUAGAGACUAUCCUGUAGAAAAUAAUGACUGGGGAGACUUCCAGACUCACCGGCGUCUUUUGGGACUGAUCACGUUAAGUAAAUUUACAAAUCAAAUUGAACUGAAUGAAGUUUGUCGUGUACAUGAAUCUUUGAAGGUGAAAUAUUCCAAUACUCUUUAUGAUUCGAGGGCAUUCAUGUUUGGUCCAAUAAGCAAAAAACCAGAACAAGAGCCAGAAACCUAUAGUGUAUUUGAAGAUGACAAAACCUCAAAGGAAAACAGCAGUCUGGGAGAAAAAUUCUCACUACCUAGUGAUCAAGCUGACAGUCUUUCAUCUGCUGAAAGUUACCCUCAUUCAGCAUCAUCUUCAACAUCUUUACCUGUACAAGAAGAGAAUUUUACAACACCAUCUAAUUUUAAAACACAUGCUAUGUUCUAUAGUGAAAAUGAUCCAGUGCCAGAUUUAGAACAGAAUGUAGCAGAUUUGAUUAAUUCUCUUUUUUGGGUUGUUGAAUCCAAAAGAUUGGAAAGAUCCAGGGAAAAAAUAGAGAAAGUGUCUUUAUUAUUAGCACCUUUUGAGAAAAAAGAUUUUGUAGGUCUAGACAUGGAGUCGCGAAAUAAUAAGAAACGUUGUAUGGGACGAGUCACCAAAAACCUUGCAGACUUAACUCUACAAUCUGGCCUAAUUGCAGAUAGUCUAAACCUAUAUCAUAAUGCCGCGGAGAUACUCAAAUCUGUCAACGACUGGUUAUGGUUGGCGGCAGCUAAAGAAGGGUUAUGUGCUGCAUCAGCAAUUCUCCUGUAUCCUAAUUUACGCAAUCCUACUCCUUUACAAAGAAAUGCCAGUUUACAAGAGAGUUCACCAAAUAAAACUAAAUCUCUGUCAUUAUUUCAACCCAAUAUUGAUCCCUUUAGGAAAUACAAACUCACAUCAUCACCACUGAGAUCUUCUAAAACUUCUAGUCCAGUUAAUCCUCCCAGCGAACUGACUCCUUCGUCGUCCGAAAGUCUAGAGACUUCGUCACGACAAUCGGAGACUGAUAAUGCUGACACAGAGUCUUUGGCGUCUUCCAGUGACAUCGAAUACCAAAGUCAAAAAUCCUUUUACAUGUCCGAUCACCCCUCUAUCCCCAGACAACCAUCUCAAAUUAACAAUCAAUACUUGUUGAACGGCGAAGAGAUCGCUGAAAAGUAUCGUAAAGCGAUCAUCCAUUAUAGUAAAUACCAGAAUGCUGGUAUAAUUGAGACCGAAGCUUGUUUCAAAGCUGCUAGAAUAGCUGUAGAGCAAAAUAAUAGUCUUCACGCAUCAAGCUUCCUUCAAAACGUCAUAUUCAUUAACCUCACUUUGAGCGAACAAGAGAAAAUUCAGAGGUUCGACACACUGGCUGAACUUUACAAAGAAAUAGGUUUCUUACGGAAAGCGGCGUUUUGUCAACGUUUGGCGGCCACACGUCAAGUGAGCCCCAACAACCCUAACCCCGACUGGCAGCGGUGCUACUAUCUCAUGCUGCACAGCUUUCCUGGCCACAGACUCAGUCUCGAUCCAAAUUAUGUUAUUCAACAUCAAGUUGGUUGGCCGGCGUUGCAAAUCCAGCUACUGCAAGAGAUAGUUGUAGCCGCGCGGAGGAUGGGUCACCCGGCGCUGGCCACCAGGCAUAUGACCUUUUUGUUACAGACCAUGUGGCCUCACCUCUCGCGACAGGAGCACAGAGACUUGGCCAUACAACUACAGGCGUUAUCAGCCCAAUGCGAGGGAGGGCCCGUGCCGUUAGUGUUAGAGACGGGCGAGGUGAUCCCCCCCGCUAACUUGACGCAUGUGCCGCGCUGCACCUCCUUCCUGCCGCGCCCGCCCCCUGCGCCCCGCGCCCCGCACCCACUCAACGCCAAACCCAAUCAGGGGCCCUUUAUAUUCACGCCCAUACACUUUGGCAGCCUCGAACGAAAGGCCAACAAAGACGAGGGGAAAAUGGAGUAUCUCUGGGUGGAAGAUGAUAUCUGCGAAGUCCAAAUGAAGCUUACGAAUCCACUACCAUUUGAACUUAAAGUUUCGAAUAUGAGACUUCUCACAUCCGGCGUGGUAUUCGAAUCGAUACCGGAAACUAUAAUAUUGCCUCCAGACUCUCCUACGACCGUCAACCUGCACGGGACACCAAAAGAAGUGGGUGAAUUACAAAUAUUAGGGUAUUCCACUCACACUUUAGGUGUCAAAUCGAAUUGCAGACUGAAGAAUAUGCCAACACCAAAUAAAUUUCUACCUUCAUAUACAAUCGAAGUCAUUCCCAGCUUACCAACUAUAACUAUAGAGACUAUAGUGGCGCCCUCGGGCAGUGUUAGCUUGUCGAGUUUAGAGAAUGUUGGUAGCACAACAAACAUUACUCUUUACAAUGGAGAAAGCACAGAAUGCAGUAUGAAGAUAACUAACACUAGUAAUGUUCCUAUAGAAUAUUUGGAUAUAGCUAUUCAAUCUAACAUGGACAAUCUACUGCAAUCUAAAGUUUUCCAAUUCUCCAAUGAAGAUAUCCAAGCUCAAUUACCAAUCUCUCCCAAUGCUACAGCCACAGUAAACAUGAAGUUGUAUGGAGAAGCGGAUUUUCUGGACCUUGGUGGUGUUGGGGGUGAAAACCUGUUUCCCAACAGCUUGACCUCAAACUACCCAUCUAGAGUUGGAUCACCGGUACCCAAUGUUCAGUCUUCGCUGCCAACACAGAGUUCAAAUGCUCAAACAUCGCUCAGUAGCGGCUUGAUACCUAAUAGAACUUCUGGAAGUUUUAGAUCAACCAAUUCGCACACAACAAGUUGGUCUGCUCCUAUAUCUGUCAUGCCGCCAUCUAGAGGACGGCAAGUGGAAACACAAGUCAUUAUACGGUACUCUGGUGGAACGGGCAAGGAGGUACAUUGUAGACAAUCGACACUUCAAAUUAACCUAGAACUAUUACCUAGCGUGUCCAUUACGCAUUGGGAUGUGUUGCCAGCUGAAAUCCCAUCUCAGCUAUACCUAGUUCUCGACGUGACAAACCUUACGUCAGAGGAGAUGGACUUCCACUACACGCCAACAAAGCAUAUCCUAAUUGAAAGUAAGGAAUCGUGCCGAGUGCCGGUACCACUAGACAGAUGUCCCUUUAAUGCCACCACUAAAACUAAUGAAGACAACUCACAAGACACAAUUGAAUGCAAGUCGAUAGGAACCGGGUCAUCAAUGAGCGGUCUGGAGGCGAUGUGUUCUGAACACGUGACCCAGCAUGUGGAUUUACAGUGGCAUUUAUUACACUCUGACGUAAGGGGACGGGCAUCGGUCAAAGGCAUCACGCUUUCCCAAACCAUGAUGGAUAUCGUCAGAAUGUCGCCUCUCAACUGGGAGGUCAGCGUGAACAAUCAAUGCAUCAAGCCGCAGGAGGAGUUCAGUUGUUCGGCGGGCGAGUGCCUGUCACUGGGUGUGGGCGUGUGGAAUCAUUUGAGGCGGCCGUUGCGGCACCUCUGUCUAUCUGUCCAAUUUUAUCAAGACUACAACAACGGCGUGCACAGUUAUAAGCUCGACAAUAGACUCGCCACGGCCGGUAACAAUAAGGUCGUAUUGCCAUCAUUACCGGAGUCCGCUAAAGCGUAUCACGAAUGUACAGUCGUUUUCCUCACUCCUGGAGAAUACAAAAUUGACAUACAGUGUUCAACAACCGAACCAGUGCUGGAAGAUACUUCUGUCUUAAGGGAUACGGAUCAACAAUCUUCAAUACAACCAUGUGCAGGUGAAGUCAGCCAUAUAUGGAGAUUCAUACCUCCAGUUGCUAUAAGUGUAACAGAUUAA
Messenger RNA from Diatraea saccharalis (sugarcane borer), 4008 nucleotides. The record is from the annotation of a GenBank genome assembly. NCBI's taxonomy places the organism in Eukaryota, Metazoa, Arthropoda, Insecta, Lepidoptera, Crambidae.